AUGAAGACAGCCACAGUGUUGCUCCUGGUGGCUUUGUUCACUACGAACAUGAAUAUUUUCUGUGCUCUGUCUUCUUCUAAAAAAAAGCCUGGAUCUUGUCCUGAACAUUCCCCAGAAAGCUUGGGCAUUUGUGUUGAUCUAUGCUCAGGAGAUGGAUCGUGCCCUGGCAACUUGAAGUGCUGUAGCAAUGGGUGUGGCCAUGCCUGCACACGUCCUGUCUGUGAG
Molecule: messenger RNA, 225 nt
Organism: Mus caroli (Ryukyu mouse)
Lineage: Eukaryota; Metazoa; Chordata; Mammalia; Rodentia; Muridae
Source: RefSeq, a predicted model, not a curated record